Messenger RNA from Drosophila subobscura, 1262 nucleotides. RefSeq names its product odorant receptor 43b (gene Or43b). Lineage: Eukaryota; Metazoa; Arthropoda; Insecta; Diptera; Drosophilidae. Bases 9 to 1232 code for a protein of 407 amino acids. Gene Ontology annotation, cellular component: plasma membrane. The transcript has 3 exons. The record is from RefSeq and is a predicted model, not a curated record. Gene Ontology annotation, molecular function: olfactory receptor activity; odorant binding. Gene Ontology annotation, biological process: sensory perception of smell; detection of chemical stimulus involved in sensory perception of smell.
CUUCGAAAAUGUUCUUCAAACUUGUGUACCCGGCUGCGUUGUCGGAGCCAGUCGCGACGAGGGACUCUAAUGUUUACUUGCUCAAAACGCUGCAUAUUUCCGGCUUAAAUUUUUACAAUGAUUUUGGAAUUGGUCAGAAGAUAUGGCGAGUGAUCUCCUUCAGCUACAACAUUUUUUACCUGCCGCUCAGCUUUCCGGUUAACUACAAGAUACACUUUUCCCAGUUUCCGCCCGAUCUGCUGCUGCAGUCGCUUCAACUAUGCCUCAACACCUGGUGCUUUUCGACCAAGUUCGUCACCCUGGCCAUCUUUACGGAGCGCUUGGAAAUGGCAAACAAAUGCUUCGAUGAGUUGGACGUGUACUGUGUCACCCCGGAUGAGAAGCGCAGGGUCCGCGCUGCAGUGGCCACCAUCAACAAACUGUACCUGAUCUUUGGGGUUGUCUACUUUCUGUAUGCCACCUCCACGCUUGUGGAUGGACUUUUCCACGACCGCGUCCCGUAUAACACCUACUAUCCGUUCAUUGACUGGCGUCUAGACAGACGACAGUUGUACAUACAGAGUUUUGUAGAGUACUUCACCGUGGGCUACGCCAUAUUCGUGGCCACAGCCACGGACUCGUAUCCUGUGGUCUACAUAGCGGCUUUGCGAACUCACAUUCUGAUGUUGAAGGACCGCAUCGUUCGCCUGGGCGAGACCAGCAACGAGGGCACUGCUGAUCCAGAUAGCAUCUUUAAAUCGCUGGUCGAGUGUAUCAAGGCACACAGGACGAUGCUGAACUUCUGCGACACCAUUCGACCCAUCAUCUCGGGCACUAUAUUUGCCCAGUUUAUCAUCUGCGGUUCCAUUCUGGGCAUUGUCAUGAUAAACAUGGUGCUGUUCGCUGAUCAAUCAACACGUUUUGGCAUCGUUACCUAUGUGAUGGCAGUGUUGCUGCAGACCUUUCCGCUCUGCUUCUACUGCAACGCCAUCGUGGACGACUGCAAUGAUCUCGCCGAUGCACUGUUCCACUCGGGCUGGUGGAUGCAGGACAGGCGCUACCGAAGCACGGCCCUUCAGUUUCUGCAGAAGCUGCAGCAGCCCAUAACGUUCACGGCCAUGAACAUAUUCACAAUCAAUCUGGCCACCAACAUUAAUGUGGCCAAGUUUGCCUUCACCGUGUACGCCAUAGCGAGUGGAAUGAAUCUGGAUCAGAAGCUGCAGCUGCAGGACGCUGGUGUCGCCUCUCCGUGAACGCAGCUCAAAGGUAAACAAUGGUUUUCA